AUGGAACAUGAAUGCAACGAAAAAGUGCGACUGUUUCCCAAUCCUGAAAGAAUUGAUAAGGUGCAGGAGUCAAUGAACAAUAUCGAAACUGUAAUAAGAGAACGUAAUAUUGCAUAUUACAAGCUAGAAACGGGAGAGACUGGAGAACGCCCUGUUGAAGAAGUUGUGAAUAUGUUUGGUUUACCUAAAAAAUACAAGAAACAAGAGCACCACAUACCACAAUUUAUGAACAGCCGUUGGGUUAGACCUUAUUUAGAACAUGGAUACAUUAACAGUCUUGCAGUAAAGAAGUUUUAUCGGUUGUAUAAGGAAAAACUGUAUAAUGAAACAAGAAAGGCUCGCAAUAGAAAUUUCAAUCAUGUUCAACAUCUACUGAAACGCUUUCCAAAUAUGGAUUUAGAAAAGUUAAAGGCAGAAUAUCCUGAUGUCGAUAUUGAAAAAGCUAAGCGUUCUAAGAAAGCUAGGGGCCACUUUAUGCCUGUAUAG
Molecule: messenger RNA, 486 nt
Organism: Parnassius apollo (apollo)
Lineage: Eukaryota; Metazoa; Arthropoda; Insecta; Lepidoptera; Papilionidae
Source: the annotation of a GenBank genome assembly